This is a messenger RNA of Thelazia callipaeda (thelaziosis nematode), 1038 nucleotides long. The record is from the annotation of a GenBank genome assembly. NCBI's taxonomy places the organism in Eukaryota, Metazoa, Nematoda, Chromadorea, Rhabditida, Thelaziidae.
UACAAGCAACAUUUGAAAAAAUCGGCCAAAGAAAAAGAUAAUCUGUUAACUUGCCUUGCUGAUCUUUUCCACAAUAUCGCAACUCAAAAGAAGCGAGUUGGUACUAUUGCUCCGAAACGAUUUGUUACCAAAUUAAAGAAAGAAAACGAUAUAUUUGACAAUUUCUCUCAGCAAGAUGCGCAUGAAUUUCUAAAUUAUUUAUUGAAUACAAUAUCGGAAACCCUUGCAGAAGAGAAAAAAGCUGAAAAAGCGGAAAGAAUGGCUCGUAUUAGUGGCAUGGUAAAAAAGGACAAUUUUAUUUCAUCGUCAUAUGAACCACUGACAUUUUGUCAACCAAGGUAUAAGUUUUUUAUUUAUAGCUCGAAAUGUGAUGCCACUUGGAUUCAAGAAAUUUUUCAAGGGACUUUAACAAAUGAAACACGCUGCCUUAAUUGCGAAACUGUAUCAAGCAAAGAUGAAGAUUUUUUGGAUCUUAGCGUUGACGUUGAGCAAAAUGCGUCAAUUACUCAUUGUUUACGCGUGUUUUCAAACAUGGAGACAUUACAAGGCGAGCAAAAGUAUUACUGCGAGAAUUGUUGUUCUAAACAGGAGGCCCAAAAACGUAUGCGCAUCAAAAAACUGCCGCAGAUGUUGGCAUUACAUUUGAAACGAUUUAAAUAUGUCGAACAGAUUAGUCGUCACACGAAACUCUCAUAUAGAGUUUUAUUUCCGCUGGAAUUACGCCUUUUCAAUGUGAGUGAUGAUGCAGUGAAUAGGGAUCGAUUAUACGAUUUGUGUGCAGUGGUAGUACAUUGUGGUUCAACACCAAAUCGUGGUCACUAUAUUACUAUCGUGAAAUCGCAUAAUUUCUGGCUUCUGUUUGAUGAUGAUAUAGUUGACAAAAUCGAUCCCGUAACAAUUGAAGACUUUUUUGGUCUUUCGGAAUACGGUGUACAAAAGAACAGUGAAUCUGCAUAUAUUUUGUUUUACGAAGCGAGAGAUGUCAUAAAUACAGAUGUUAAAGGACCCGCUGGGCAAUUUAUUAAUUCAUCUAUUUAG